This is a messenger RNA of Nematolebias whitei (Rio pearlfish), 2240 nucleotides long. It is a transcript of the gene ptprr, whose product is annotated as protein tyrosine phosphatase receptor type R. Gene Ontology annotation, biological process: protein dephosphorylation. The transcript has 16 exons. Gene Ontology annotation, molecular function: protein tyrosine phosphatase activity. Lineage: Eukaryota; Metazoa; Chordata; Actinopteri; Cyprinodontiformes; Rivulidae. The record is from RefSeq and is a predicted model, not a curated record. Bases 43 to 2169 code for a protein of 708 amino acids.
CUGAAGAGCCUGUAAAUCAGUCUGACCUGCAGAGAAGGCAACAUGAACCACAGCAGAGGAAGACGAGGAUUCCUCCCCCUGUUCAUCUCAUUAUGCUUCAUUUGGACACAGAUGCUGAUCUCAGAAUAUUCUGCAGGUGGCUCGCUUCCUACUCGCCGUCCUCCAUCUCUCUUCUCUCAGUAUGAUGUCGACAAUCUGCCGGAGUCCCACGCCCAACGCUACCAUCACCACCAUCGCCAUCGUCGUCGUCACCAUCAGAACCUGGCCCAGUUAGCUGAAGAGCUCCCCACGGCUCCAACGGGGUCUCUGAUCCACCACGAGCUCGCUGCCGAACAAACCUUCAACCUGCUGCCACAAAUGCACCACGAGCUGCAGCUGGAACACGUUGCUGUGUCUGCCAGAUAUCUGGUUACUGUGUACCUGGCCGUGGACGUGAGGAGGCUGAACGUCAGUCUUCUUCGGUGGUUCCGGGAGGGCGUGGCGGCGGCGCUGGGCGUUCCCGUGCGACACGUUCACAUUCACCAGCUGAACGAGGAGAAAAAUGGCAUCGAGAUCUUCGUGUCCUCUGGUAGGCGGGGCAUCUGGGAGCCCCGCCCAGCCGAGGAGGUCAUCCAGUCGCUGAACGUCAGGGUGCUCAAUCGCCACCUGGGCCACUUGGGCAUCACCGAGGUCUCGUCUGAGAAAAACGUCGUGCAGGGCGAGCAGAGGGAUCAGACGUGGAGCAGAGAGGGUUUCUCCACGGUGCUCCUCCUCUUCACGCUCUUCAUCAUCGUCAUCACCUGCCUGAUGGUUUUGUAUCGAAUAAAAGAGAAGGUUCAGAUUUCUGAGAGGCACCUUAAAGCUCCACCCCCCAACCUUCACCUGAGCCCACCUGUCCCUCUUGGCCCCGCCCAGAGGUCAAAGGCCACCAAGGUUGUGACGUCAGAAAGCAUGGUCCAAUCUGAGCUUCUGCCUGCUGUGGCCACGCCCAUUCACCAGCAGCAGCCAAUCAUAGCCUGCCGCCGCCUCGCUCCUCCUGUUGCCUCUCUGACCUGCUCCGCCCCUGUGCCCAUCAUUAGCAGUGAAGACCACGCCCCCUCAUCAGGUGUUACCCUGGUGAAUACCAGUAACGAGCUGAAGCCCUGCCCCUCCCCUUUCAGGAUGAAACCUGCUGCAGGACUACAGGAAAGACGAGGCUCUAAUGUGUCCCUGGUGUUGGACAUGUCGGCCCUCGGCUCGGUGGAACCCCUUAAUGAUGGCGUGGUAACCCCCAGAGAAGCGGCGGCCCGGGAGUACCUGCUGUCGGCCCGGCGACCGCUGACACCUCAGCAACUCCGCGACGUUGUCAACAACACGCACAAGCUGCACGCAGAGUUCGCGGAAAUACCGAUGAACUUUAUCGACCCCAAGGAGCUGGACAUUCCCAACUACAGCAUCAAGAACCGAUACAGAACCAUUCUGCCCAACCCACAUUCCAGAGUGAUCCUGAAGUCCAGGACCAGCAAGGACCUGCUGAGCUCCUACAUGAACGCCAACUACAUACGGGGUUACCUAGGCAACAGCAAGGAGUUCAUCGCCACUCAGGGCCCCAUGGUGAACACGGUGAACGACUUCUGGCAGAUGGCGUGGCAGGAGGAGGCGCCCGUCAUCGUCAUGAUCACCAAACUGAAGGAGAAGAACGAGAAGUGUGUCCUGUACUGGCCGGAGAAGAGGGGCAUCUACGGUGACGUGGAGGUGUUGGUGGACGGCGUCAGAGAGGGGGAACACUUCACGACCCGCAGCCUCACGCUGAAGUGUGGGAAUCAAACCCGCACGCUGCAGCACUACUGGUACACAUCGUGGCCCGACCACAAAACCCCCGACUCCGCGCUGCCGCUGCUGCAGCUCAUGGCCGACGUCGAGGCGGACAGGCGGGCUGCCGACCAUGUGGGACCGGUUAUAGUCCACUGCAGCGCUGGGAUCGGCCGGACAGGCUGCUUCAUCGCCGUGACGAUAGGCUGUCGGCAGCUGCAGGUAGAGGGGGUGGUGGACGUCCUGAGCAUCACCUGCCAGCUCCGGACCGACAGAGGUGGAAUGAUCCAGACAGGUGAGCAGUACGAGUUCGUCCAUCACGCCUUGAACCUGUUCGAGGCCCGCCCCCAGCAGAAACCGGCCAAUGAGCAUUCACCGCUCCAGGAAGUAGGAAGUUAACCUCAGCAGGUAUGAGCUCAGCUUUGGGAGUUCGUUUGGACCUGGAGAUUCUGGACCAGGUCUUUGAGUCU